Messenger RNA from Ectocarpus siliculosus, 1174 nucleotides. Lineage: Eukaryota; Phaeophyceae; Ectocarpales; Ectocarpaceae. The record is from the annotation of a GenBank genome assembly.
UGACCAAAUGUGCGGCGGGUACGACGCCGCCAACGUCUACCGGUACACGGCUGAGAGCACUCCCAGCCCCACUCCUAGCCCCACGGAAGCUGUUUCCUUCGUUGCUCUUGGGUGCUACGAGGAUGACCCCGAAGACCGUAUCAUGGACGACCUCGUUCUUUCGGACGCCUCCAUGACAACCGAGUUGUGCGAGCAAACAUGCGUCGGGAGCAUCUACUUCGCCACACAAUAUGGACGAGAGUGUUGGUGCGGUUCGGUUGGUGCCGACUACACUGUACACGGGGAGUCCACCGACUGCACAUACGCCUGCUCAGGGGACGCUGACCAAACGUGCGGCGGGUUCGACGCCGCCAACGUCUACCGCUAUACGGAUGACAGCACGCCCAGCCCCACUCCUACCCCCACGGAAGCAGCCCCCUUUGUCGCACUUGGGUGCUACGGGGACGACCGCGAAGCCCGCAUCAUGGACGACCUCGUUCUUUCGGACUCCUCCAUGACAACCGAGCUGUGCGAGCUCACAUGCCUCGGUAGCACCUACUUCGCCACACAGUACGGGAGAGAGUGCUGGUGUGGUUCUGAUGGUGCGGACUACGCUUUGCACGGGGAGUCCACCGAAUGCACCUACCCGUGCUCGGGGGACGCUGAUCAAUUGUGCGGCGGGUUUGACGCCGCCAACGUGUACCUUUUCACGGGCGAGACGUCGACAUCGUCCCUCGUGGGAUGUUACCAAGACGAAUCGGAUGCCCGCAUCAUGGAAUUCGCGCUGACGGACACUUCUUCCAUGACAAUGGAGAUGUGCGAGGCAGAGUGCAGCGGCAACACGUACUUCGGCAUGCAGUACGGGACGGAGUGCUUCUGCGGAGGAGAGUCAACCGACCUCUUGCAGCAUGGGGAGUCAACUGCUUGCGACUACGAGUGCCCGGGGGACUCGGAGCAAGUGUGCGGAGGAUUCUACGCCAUGAGCGUGUACUCCUACUCGUAAUAAGAUCCCACCACGAAUUUUCGUGUCCUAGAUUCGCGUCAGAGAUUGGUGCUCUAGAGUAUUGUGUACCAAGUUGCGGCCGAGACAAUGGCAACACCCCUCCGAUACAUUUCGUGGGGGAGACAGAGGAGACGGUCGAAAACGUCGCAGACGCCAGAAACGAUAUGUAUUUUCGGUUCCAAAGUUCGUUGU